Talpa occidentalis (Iberian mole) is the source of this 1358-nucleotide messenger RNA. RefSeq names its product CDC28 protein kinase regulatory subunit 1B (gene CKS1B). Gene Ontology annotation, biological process: regulation of mitotic cell cycle. Gene Ontology annotation, cellular component: SCF ubiquitin ligase complex; cyclin-dependent protein kinase holoenzyme complex. The transcript has 3 exons. NCBI's taxonomy places the organism in Eukaryota, Metazoa, Chordata, Mammalia, Eulipotyphla, Talpidae. Gene Ontology annotation, molecular function: protein kinase binding; cyclin-dependent protein serine/threonine kinase activator activity; histone binding. The record is from RefSeq and is a predicted model, not a curated record. The coding region runs from base 290 to 529 and encodes 79 amino acids.
CAGCGCGAGAAAGCGCAGGGGAGCAGAGCUAGCCAAUUAGAGGCCUAGUUUUUAUCUACGCUUCUUCUUGAGAAAUGUAAGACCUGUCCUCCAAUGAGAGCUCGAGUUUUCGCAAAUCUUAACCAAUAGAAGGCUUGAAGGAGAAGAUGUCCCGCCUUAAGCCAAAGGAACCAAUAGGAAACGCGGGCGGUGUGUUUGAAAGCGAGGCCAAAGAGGGUGGGAGCGCGUGCUUCUGGGAGUUGUUUGGAGGUUGGCCGUGAGCGGUCGACGGUCCUAAGACAGAGUGAUCAUGUCGCACAAACAAAUUUACUAUUCGGACAAGUACGACGACGAGGAGUUCGAGUACCGGCAUGUCAUGUUGCCCAAGGACAUAGCCAAGCUGGUCCCUAAAACCCAUUUGAUGUCUGAAUCUGAAUGGAGGAAUCUUGGUGUUCAGCAGAGUCAGGGAUGGGUCCAUUAUAUGAUUCAUGAACCAGAACCACACAUCUUGCUGUUCCGGCGGCCUCUGCCCAAGAAGCCAAAGAAAUGAAGUUGGGGAGCCAUUUUUCAGCCUCAAGCUUUACACAGCUGUCCUCACUAACAUCUUUACAUUAUUACUGUGCCUUGUUGUUUCUCACUUUAAUAUUUAAAGGAUGUUCAAUACACUGAAUGUGCUGGUGAAUGCUUUACUGCUUGAGCAGAGCCAACAGCACCAUGACCCAGCUAGAUGAGUGUUCUGGACUGCAGCCUCGGCUGAGUGUGACCCCAUAAGCCAUGGUGAGGAAGCAUCUGAGACCAAAACCAUGCCGUUACAGGGAUUGUGUAAACUUGCUAUUUUGUUUUUUUCCUGCCAGGUGUUGUAAGUAUGGUGAUUUGUGUUUCAUGUGUUGGAAAUUCCAUUUUAUUCAAGAAAUCUUUUCCAUGUUAAAAGUCUUGAUUAAAGAGGAAGUUUUUAUAAUCAAAGGCUCUAAUUGUAACGAUUUCCCCCUCUCCAGUGAGCAUCACAUUCCAUAUCAUGGUCGAAUUAUAUACCCUUUGGUUAGAUAAUGACGCUCAGCUUCUACUGAUAAUGAGGCAAUACUUGGGUAAUAUUUCAAUAGUCAGGUAAUUGGUUUUUAAUCUACUUAAAGCAGACAUCUACUGAAAUACAUUUUACUCCAUUAGCCUGAGAGAGAGGUUAUAUAGGCACAACAUCAUCUCAUCAAAACAAAUGAACUAUUUCCUAUAGUCAGAGGUGGUGCUUUAAUAUGGUCUUGAUAUUUGAAGGGUGUUGAGGAUAAAGAGUAAAGAUUGUCAGCUGGAGACUACUGAUGUGCCCCACUUCCUGCCCGGCCUAAGAUUCAAGCACACCUGUUCACUGUGCACAUUGGUUGGAGAUA